GAGGAUCUGCGAAAUUUUGAAGGAUACACUAUAAAUCUGCGACACUCAAAGCUCGGUUCAACUGGACAUGGCGUACUUCAAUCUUUCUGCAUUUACAUGUAGUGGUAUUAUGGUUAUGAUGGUUUCGUUGUUCUUCUCUGUUGAAUCUAAAGAAAAUUACAAUGAAACGGAGCUCAACCUUCCAAAGGUACUCAACACAAGCCUGCCACUGUACUUGUACUAUACCUGCAGCAAUAUAUUUGUUCAAAAUGAGUGUACGAAGAACAUUUGCAUCGUUGAAACUUACACCUGUAUAAACAUGCGUAAGAAUAUGCUCACCAACUACACCUACAAUUUUACACUCUCAACGCGGAAAAACGUAUCAAUGUGGGACAACACGACUUACUUCGCAGAAUUCGUUAACAAAACCCCACCAUCUCCACCAAGUGAAAUGAUGUACAACACCACAACAGAAGGAAGAAUGCCAUAUACAAUUGAUAUGAACUUGACUUUCAAUGAGCCAGACUUCUACAACUGCAGUGUCUUCAAUGUCACCUAUACAUUUAAUGGUCUACAUCUUGUUCCAAUGGAGACGUCCAUGUACAUUAGAGGACAGCUCCCCAACAAUACGCAGCCUUCAGAAGACUGCAUAUCUCAUUUCUUAACCUACUGCCGCAAUAGGACAAUUUACAAGCCAUACAACUCAAACUGCACUCUAAACGAAACGAUCUGCUAAGACGAGAAAGAACGGACUCAAACACAC
Messenger RNA from Rhipicephalus microplus (southern cattle tick), 742 nucleotides. RefSeq lists its product as uncharacterized. NCBI's taxonomy places the organism in Eukaryota, Metazoa, Arthropoda, Arachnida, Ixodida, Ixodidae. The record is from RefSeq and is a predicted model, not a curated record.